AUCUUAAAAACAAGAUUUUAAUAGCAUUUAUUUGCAUGAAAUGGCUGAUAUUCGAUCAUUCUUCUCAUCGAACAAAAACAAAAUACAGAAAAAGUCAAGUAGCAGUUCAGUUAUUGAUUUGGCAAAUGAUUCAAAAAACAAUUCAACAGCGAAGGAAGAAAAACCUAACAGCAAUGGUAUGAAAAAGCUAGGUAAAAAGAGAAAGGUUUUGGUAAUAGAAUCAGAUUCUGAUGAAGAGCCAUUACCAUCCAAGUUCAGGAAAGGAAAAUCUUUAAAAGAAUCAGACACAAAAAAGUAUACACCAGAAAAACCGCAAAUAAAUAAAGAAAUUAAGCUUAAAGAAGUUUCAGUUCAAAUUCCACCAAAAGAAAAUGUUCAAAGUUCUAAUACAAAGAAGCCUAAAAUACAAGAAUUGCUUGAGAAGAAAGAGUUGCGUCCAAUAACUGCGGAAGAUUUCUUUUCUGGAACUCUUUCUGUGACAAGUAAUAAAAGCCUUGAUGAUAAAAAGGAAAAAAAGAAUACACCUGAUGUUAUCCUUCCAACACCAGUAAAAGAGCCAAUCAAAUCUCAAAACAAAAAAAACAAGCUUUUGACUAAUAUAAAAGAAAAAGAUUUGGAUACAAAUGAAAGAGAAGACACCAAGCAAGAUGUUCCUGAGAUUAAAAUGAAAGAAGCUGUCAGUAAAUACUUUACUGAAGCCAUUAAGUCAGAUGCGUCAAAUAAUAAACAAAAACUAAAUCUUGAUGUAUCUUUGAAAGAAAAAAAUAAACAUAAAUUAAAACCUGAUGUUAUAUCUCAGAGUCAAUAUGUUAUGUCUUCUCCAAAAAAAACUGUUAAACAAAAGAUUGAGCCUGAUGUUACAUCUCCUCCAAAUAAAAUUGUUGAACAGAAAAUAGAGCCUUAUGUUGCGUCUCCCUCAAACAAAACUGUUAAGCAAAAGAUUGAUUCUGAUGUUACAUCUCCUCCAAAUAAAAAAGUAAAAGCAGAAAAAACAGAAACUAAACCUAUAGAAACCAAUACACCAGUUGAAAAGAAAAAAAGUUACUGGGCAUACAAACAUAGAGAUGGUCCUUCAGCUCUUGGCUCCAAAGAACUGCCUAAGGGAAGCGAUAACUGCUUAGCAGGAUUAUCCUUUGUAAUUACUGGUGUUCUUGAAGCAUUUGAUCGAGAUGAGAUUGCAGAUUCAAUAAAGCGUUAUGGUGGAAAAGUUACUACGAGUGUUAGUGGAAAAACUAGUUAUAUUAUUGUUGGCAGAGAUCCUGGGGAAACUAAAAUUGAGAAGGCUCUCAAGCAUAAAACCAAACAGAUUGAUGAGGAUGGUUUUAUAGACCUAAUUUGUUCUCAUUCAAAAAAGCCUAACGAACUAAACAAUAAUGACCAUAAUGAGAAUCUUAAAUCAAGAGAGAAAUCAUUUUCUGAUAGUUCGAAAAGAACACCUAUUUUAGAUGUAAAUAGUCCUACAUUAAAAAAGAAAGGAGUUUUGGAAACUGGCAAACUUGAUGUUUUAACUUCUAAUUCAACUUCUAUGGUUCAAAAUGUUCAAUCACCUAAAGACAAGCCUAAUCUAUCGCAAAUUAGUCCAGCUAUUUCAAACACCCCUCAAACACAAUCCCCUCUUUAUAACUCUCAAGAUUGCACCAAUGGUAAAACUUCUUCUUUACUCUGGGUUGACAAAUAUAAACCUGCAACCAUGCGGAAUAUUGUUGGUCAACAAGGUGACAAAAGCAAUGCCAACAAACUCUAUAAAUGGUUGCUCAAAUGGAAUGAAAACAAUUCAUCUGGUGAAAAAAAGAAAAAUUUUUAUUCUGGAAAAGAGGAUGGUUCCAUCUUUAAAGCUGCUUUAUUAUCUGGACCUCCAGGUGUUGGGAAGACUACAACUGCUAACCUUGUUUGCCAAGAACUUGGUUUUUCAUUCAUUGAAAUGAAUGCUAGUGAUACUAGAGGGAAAAAAGCUCUGGAAACAAUUAUAAAAGAUGCACUUUCUAACAAAACUGUAGCAGGAGUUAUGCAAGGUAAUACUGGAGAUAAACAUGCUUUAAUCAUGGAUGAAGUUGAUGGUAUGGCUGGAACAGAAGACAGGGGAGGAAUGCAGGAACUUAUUCAACUCAUAAAAAAAACAAAAAUCCCAAUCAUAUGCAUGUGCAAUGAUCGUAAUCAUCCAAAAGUUCGAAGUCUUUCAAAUUACUGCUUCGAUCUGCGUUUUUAUAAGCCACGUGUUGAACAAAUCAAAGGUUUUGCAAUGAGUGUAGCAGCACGUGAAGGUUUUAAAAUUCAACCUCAAGCUAUGGAGCAAAUUGUUGUUGGUGCAAACCAAGAUAUAAGACAAGUUUUGCAUAAUUUGCAAAUGUGGAACAGUACAAAAAGUGUCUUAAAUUAUGAUGAAGCAAAAUCUAAUGCGAAUGAUGCAAGCAAAAAUAUAAAAUUGGGACCAUUUGAUAUUGUGAAACAGUUGUAUACAGCUAAUGACUGCUCAAAGAUGUCUUAUAAUGAAAUUACUGAUCUAUUCUUCAUGGAUUAUUCUUUUAUACCCUUGUUUAUGCAGGAAAACUAUUUGUAUACCAACCCUGCUAAAGCAAGAGGGAAUCCUCGUGUUACACUUGAUUUAAUAAGUGAAACGGCUGAUUCAUUUUCGGAUAGUGAUUUGGUAGAUGUUUUAAUCCGAGGAGAACAAAGUUGGUCUUUACUUCCUCUUCAAGGGUUAUUUUCAACAGUUAUUCCUUGUGUCAAAAUGGCUGGUUAUAUCGGACAACGAAUUGAAUUUCCUAGAUGGUUGGGAAAAAAUUCUUCUAUGAACAAGAACCAUCGUAUUUUGCAAGAACUGAAAAUGCACAUGUCUUUAAGCGCUCAUUGUUUGAAAUCUGAGGUAAACACCGACUAUAUUCCUGUUCUAAAGAAGCGACUAACCGAUCCAUUACUUGAUUCUAGCUUGGACUCCUCUGCUGCUGCUAAACUAGUUAUUUCAACACUGAAUGAUUAUAAUCUUUUAAGAGAGGAUUGGGAUUCAAUUCUAGAAAUCAGUAAAUGGGGAGAAGAACCUGAUAUUGCCUCAAAAAUCCCUAGCAAAGUCAAAUCAGCAUUUACUCGGCUAUAUAAUAAAGAAACACACAAGAUUCCUUACACUCUUCACCAAGCUCCUAAAAAAAUUAAAGGUGCGAGCCAAGAAAAUGUUCUCGAGGAUGAUGAUGAAGAUAUAGAAAAUGAAGAUAUAGAAAAUGAAGAAGAGGAUAGCGAAGAUAUUAAAAAAGACGCAAUGAUUUUGAUUAAAAAAGAACCAGUCUCAAAAGUUUCCGGAAAAGAAAAACGAGCUGCUGUUACUAGCACAGAUAGUAAAAAAAAACCAUCUUCGAAGAAAUCUGCAUCAUCUUCAAAAAAAGGAAAAUUAAAAAAAUAA
Messenger RNA from Hydra vulgaris (swiftwater hydra), 3391 nucleotides. It is a transcript of the gene rfc1, whose product is annotated as replication factor C large subunit. Lineage: Eukaryota; Metazoa; Cnidaria; Hydrozoa; Anthoathecata; Hydridae. Gene Ontology annotation, cellular component: nucleus; DNA replication factor C complex. Gene Ontology annotation, molecular function: ATP binding; ATP hydrolysis activity; DNA binding. The record is from RefSeq and is marked provisional. Gene Ontology annotation, biological process: DNA replication; DNA repair.